AUGGAAACCCUAAUGGCAAAGGUUCCAAAUCAAACUCGAGCCUCGAAGUCUAAAGAUGAAGCUCUAUCGCCCGAGAAAAUGGGGUUUAAUUUUUGCAUGCAUGAAAAUGUGGGUGUAUUGGAGGAUGAAGAUGAUGAUGAUGUUGCUAUUAUUGCUGCCAAUAAAAACAGCAACAUUAAGUGA
This is a messenger RNA of Dovyalis caffra, 183 nucleotides long. Lineage: Eukaryota; Viridiplantae; Streptophyta; Magnoliopsida; Malpighiales; Salicaceae. The record is from the annotation of a GenBank genome assembly.